Molecule: messenger RNA, 1149 nt
Organism: Puntigrus tetrazona (Sumatra barb)
Lineage: Eukaryota; Metazoa; Chordata; Actinopteri; Cypriniformes; Cyprinidae
Product: E3 ubiquitin/ISG15 ligase TRIM25-like
Exons: 4
Coding region: 1-1149 (382 amino acids)
Molecular function (GO): zinc ion binding
Source: RefSeq, a predicted model, not a curated record
AUGGCAGAUGCCAGAGUUUCUCAGGAUGAGAUCUUGUGUUCGGUGUGUCUGGAUGUCCUGAAGGAUACGGUGACCAUCCAGUGUGGACACAGUUACUGUAAGAGCUGUAUUACUGACUUCUGGGAUCAGGAGGAUGAGAAGAGAGUCUACAGCUGUCCUCAGUGCAGACAGACCUUCAGUCCAAGACCUGCUUUAGCUAGAAACACCAUACUGGCUGAAGUGGUGGAGAAACUGAAGAAGACCAAACUUCCUGAUGACUGUAAAGCUGGAGCUGGAGAUGUUCAGUGUGACGUCUGUACUGGAAGAAAAUACAAAGCUGUCAAGUCCUGUCUGGUUUGUCAGGAAUCUUACUGUCAAACUCAUUUUGACCAUCAUGAGGAGUUUCAUUCACGUAAACCACACAAAGUGACUGAAGCCACUCGGCGACUGCAGGAGAUGAUCUGCCAGAAACACAAGAAGUUUCUUGAGGUUUUCUGUCGCACCGAUCAGAAAUGUAUAUGUAUGCUGUGUACGAUGGAUGAACAUAAAAACCACGACACUGUAUCAGCUGCAGCACAGAGGACAGAGAAACAGCACCAGCUGAAGGAGACUCAGAAGACGCUCCAGCAGAGAAUCCAGCAGAGAGAGAAAGAUCUCCAGCGGCUGAGAGAGACUGUGGAGUCUCAUAAGCGCUCUGCACAGACAGCAGUGGAGAACAGUGAGAAGAUCUUUACUGAGAUCAUCCGCUCCUUUGAGAGAAGACGUUCUGAGCUGAUACGACUGAUCAGAGAUCAGGAAGAGCAAGCAGUGAGUCGAGCUGAAGGACGACUGGAGCAACUGGAGCAGGAGAUCAAUGAUCUGAGGAGGAGAGACGCUGAGCUGGAGCAGCUUUCACACACACAGGAUCACAUCCAGUUCCUGCAGAGUCUCCAGUCUCUCUCAGCUCCUCCUGAAUCUACAGACAUAAAUGAUGAUCUCUUCGGUUCUCUUGUUUCUUUUGAUGAUCUGAGAGAAUCUGUUCAUCAGCUGAGAGACAAACUGGAGGAUUUCUGUAAAGAAGAGCUGAAGAAGAUCUCAGACAGAGGUAAAGUCCUGGAGAUUGAUCUGCUCUCAGAAACCAGUCCAUCAUCAUCUCAUAUCAGGGAGAACAUCAUAUCAGAAAUGUCUUAG